Centruroides sculpturatus (bark scorpion) is the source of this 1810-nucleotide messenger RNA. Its product is annotated as serine protease 30-like. Bases 142 to 1608 code for a protein of 488 amino acids. Gene Ontology annotation, molecular function: serine-type endopeptidase activity; protein binding. The record is from RefSeq and is a predicted model, not a curated record. Gene Ontology annotation, biological process: acrosome reaction; proteolysis. The transcript is spliced from 9 exons. Lineage: Eukaryota; Metazoa; Arthropoda; Arachnida; Scorpiones; Buthidae.
AUGGAGGAAUAUAAGAUCAUUCUAUGCAGGUUAAAUGUAACUACAAAACCUCUAAAGUAGAGGUCAAAGGCCAUUGUAAUAUUGCAAAACCAUUUUGUAAUAUUUAUAACAUUAUGACUUAAAUUGAAUGGGAAUAAACAGAUGUUUGCUAGAGAUAAAAUGUAUAUAAAUGCAUAUCUUUGGUAUUAUUGUGUGUUAGCCGAGAUGAUUCUAACAGCAAAUACAAUUGGUAGUGUCUUCUUCCUGCUUUACACUUUUAUCUUAUGUAGAGCUUCUGAUAAUUUAAAACCCGUGGAUAAUACAAUUGCUUGUGGAUCCAAUCAACCUUUAAUCGUGAGACAAACGUUCGGAUUUUUGAUAUCUCCAAAUUUUAAUAAAUUUCGUUAUGUUCCACACUUUGCUGACUGUUCUUGGACUUUAGAAAGUCCUCCGGGAAAGGUUCUUACAAUAAAAGUCAUAGAUUUUAGUCUAAACUUUAAAUGCUCCGAGUCCAGUGUUCGGGUUUAUGACGGAGAAGACGAAAAUUCUGAAUUAUUUGGGAUUUUCUGUGGUACCUGGAUAUUUAGGAGAUUCGUUUCGACCGGAAGACAUCUUCAUAUUAAAUUCAAUAGUUCUGAUCGAUCGUACCACGAAGGAUUUCGAUUUUACUUUGAGCAUGACGAUCCUAUAGUUUCUUGCAGUGAUAAUGAAAUCACUUGUCGCAAUCAAAGAAAAUGCGUAUCAGAUGAAUAUAAAUGCGAUGGAAGAAAUGAUUGCAUUGAUGGAACCGAUGAAGAAGAUUGCGUGGAUACAAUCAAUAAAGAACCAUCUCCCUAUUGCGGAAUUCCUGUGAUUCCACCAAUCAAAGGUAACGAUAGGAUUGUAGGUGGAAGAGAAGCGGUACCUAACAGUUGGCCUUGGCAGGUAUCUUUAGUCAAACCAGACAUGGAUCCAUUUGGUCAUCAGUGUGGUGGAAGUCUUAUCAACAAUCAAUGGAUUUUAACAGCUGCUCAUUGCUUCAGGAAGGCUAUAGAUCCAGAGUUGUGGGUGGUAAUUUCCGGUAAACAUAAUAAACUUGUAAAAGAUGAAACGGAGCAAUAUCGAUACGUUAAAUCCAUUCAUCCUCAUCCCGAUUAUCGCGGUUAUGAGCCAUAUAAGGCAUCCAUUCCUUGGUUACGAAGAAUGGCCAACGACAUUGCUCUAGUGAAGUUGAAUGCUCCCAUCGAAAAUAAUAUGUAUGUGUCUCCAGUAUGUGUUACUAAUAAGGACUUCGACAUAUCUGAAGGGAGUAUGUGUUAUGUCACAGGUUGGGGUGAAACAUAUGGUACUGGCUAUGAAAUGGUAUUGAAACAAGCCAUGGUUCCAAUAGUAGAUCGAGAUAUUUGUAGAAAAAGUUAUCCGUAUUAUAAUGUUGGCGAUAAGAUGAUAUGUGCCGGUUACAGUAGAGGUGGUCACGAUGCGUGCAAAGGUGAUAGCGGUGGUCCUCUGGUUAUGUUUAACGAGAGCAGAUGGAUUCAAGUAGGUAUUGUUUCGACAGGUGGCAUCUGUGGAGAAAAGUCACAACCGGGAAUAUACACGGAAUUAACCCAUUACGUGGAUUGGAUACGCUCGACACUGUGGACAAAUUAAGUAAAAUGACUGGAAAUUUGUUAAUAUUUCCGAUUACAAGUAAUUUUUAAUUUUUAUACAAUAAAAACAACUAAGACAACGAAAAAAAUCUGUAUACAUUUACAAAUGCAAAGUACAGUACAUAUGCUUAAAAAACAAUACCUUGCAGCUUUCGUAUGUUGCAAUUUUUCACAAAAUUCGAAUUAAACUUAUACUUUAAUCU